GCUCACAGGUUGGUGAAGCUUUGUGUUCAUAGCACAAGACCCCCAACCCCCUCCACUAGGAGACAGGGCGAUUGGAAACCUAGAGGGAGCAAGGGACCAAAGACGUACGGUUAACAUUUAAUCUCAUCAAAGGACUCUAGAGGAAGUUCCUUGACAGGAGAUAAAGCGGAUUGAUGCAGAACUGCUGCCUAAAGAACCUGAUGAGCAUUCCAUUCAAUUACAAAUCUAUCGCUACGUGACAUAACUAUGAACUUUAAAAGAUUGUGCCCUGUCAAAGGGUGUCUCCAUUGACCUGUCAACUCAGUUGUGACACAUCUCAGAUCCAAAAAUAGACACACUUUGGUUGAAACCGGCUUGCUACAAUGUCUUCAGCCAUGGGCAAAAUGGUUGAAUGGACCAACCGUCGCUGUCAGGGCUCAGCAUUGGUUCUUCUCUACCUCUUCCUGACUGCUUUGGCUGCGAAGCCCAAAGGUCCAGGCCACACGCAUCUAAACUCUAUCCGGAUUGAUGGGGAUAUUUCAUUGGGCGGCCUGUUUCCAGUUCACGCCCGGGGUCACGAGGGCAAACCCUGCGGUGAGCUAAAAAAGGAAAAGGGAAUCCAUCGUCUGGAAGCUAUGCUCUUUGCUCUGGACCGCAUCAACAAUGACCAUGAACUGCUCCCAAAUAUCACGCUGGGCGCCCGCAUUCUGGACACAUGCUCGCGGGACACACACGCUCUGGAGCAGUCUCUCACUUUUGUCCAGGCCCUCAUCGAAAAGGAUGGCACGGAUGUGAAGUGCCAAGGUGGAGGAUCGCCCAUCAUUACCAAGCCAGAAAGGGUGGUGGGUGUCAUUGGAGCGUCGUCCAGUUCCGUGUCUAUAAUGGUGGCUAAUAUCCUCCGCCUGUUUAAGAUUCCCCAGGUGAGUUAUGCCUCCACGGCUCCUGAGCUGAGUGACAACACCCGUUAUGACUUCUUCUCCCGUGUGGUACCGCCGGACACCUAUCAGGCACAGGCUAUGGUGGAUAUUGUCAGGGCCAUGCGCUGGAAUUACGUCUCCACGGUGGCAUCGGAAGGGAAUUACGGAGAGAGUGGCGUGGACGCCUUCAUCCAGAAAUCUCGGGAAGAGGGAAGUGUGUGUAUCUCACAGUCUGUGAAAAUCCCCCGUGAGCCGAAACCAGGGGAGUUUGAUAAGAUAAUUCAGAGACUAGGAGAAAAUCCGAAUGCGAGGGUUGUUAUUAUAUUUGCAAACGAGGAUGAUAUAAGGCGGCUACUGCAGGCGGCAAAAAAAGCCAAUCAGACGGGUCACUUCCUGUGGGUGGGGUCAGAUAGCUGGGGCUCGAAGAUAUCGCCUGUGCUUCACCAGGAGGAAAUGGCCGAGGGGGCUGUCACCAUCCUACCCAAACGACAGAGCAUUAGAGGCUUUGAUCGCUACUUCACCAGCCGCACACUCGAGAACAACCGGAGGAAUAUCUGGUUUGCGGAAUACUGGGAGAACAAUUUCAACUGCAAGCUCAGCCGCCAUGCCUUGAAGAAGGGAUCCGGCAUUAAGAAAUGCACAAAUCAAGAGAGGAUUGGAAAAGACUCGUCCUACGAGCAAGAAGGAAAGGUGAUGUUCGUGAUUGAUGCAGUGUACGCAAUGGCGCACGCCCUCCACAACAUGCACAAAGACCUCUGCCCUGGCAAGGUGGGACUCUGUUCCAAAAUGGACCCAGUUGAUGGAACCCUCCUGCUAAAGUACAUCCGCAAUAUCAAGAUAGCAGGCAUUGCUGGCAAUCCGGUGCAGUUCAAUGAGAAUGGAGAUGCCCCAGGCCGUUACGAUAUCUACCAGUACCAGAUUAAGAACAAAACAGCAGAAUACAAGACCAUCGGCCACUGGACUGACCAACUUUACCUAAAUAUGCGGGCGAUGCAGUGGCCAGGUGGAGGGAAGCAGGUGCCGACUUCCAUCUGCAGUCAGCCCUGCAAACCUGGAUGGCGUAAGAAGAUCGUUAAGGGCAUUUCCUGCUGCUGGCACUGCGAGCGCUGCGAUGGUUACCAGUAUCAGCACGACCUCUACACCUGCAAGAUGUGCCGCUUUGAUUUAAGACCUAACAAGAAUCACACAGGCUGCCAGCCCAUUCCGAUUGUGAAGCUGGAGUGGAGCUCACCCUGGGCAGUCAUACCGGUCCUCAUCGCUAUUCUCGGCAUCAUGGCCACUCUUUUUGUUGUGGUCACCUUCAUUCGGUACAAUGACACGCCGAUUGUUAAGGCAUCCGGACGUGAGCUCAGCUACGUCCUGCUUACGGGAAUCUUUUUGUGUUACGCCACCACCUUCCUGAUGAUCUCGACCCCAGAUGUAGGGAUCUGUUCACUGAGGCGAAUUUUCCUCGGGCUCGGAAUGAGCAUCAGCUAUGCGGCGCUGCUCACCAAAACCAAUCGGAUUUAUCGGAUUUUCGAGCAGGGAAAAAUGACAGUGAGCGCGCCACGCUUUAUCAGUCCGGCUUCGCAGUUGGUAAUUACCUUCAGCUUGAUUUCCGUUCAGCUCCUAGGGGUGUGCAUCUGGUUCGCAGUGGACCCUUCCCAAGCUCUCAUUGACUAUGAGGACCAGCGCACGGCAGAUCCCGAGAUGGCGUGUGGAGUCCUAAAGUGUGACAUAUCAGACUUGUCGCUCAUCUGCCUCCUGGGAUACAGCAUGUUGCUGAUGGUGACGUGCACGGUGUACGCCAUCAAGACGCGUGGGGUCCCCGAGACCUUCAACGAGGCCAAGCCCAUCGGCUUCACCAUGUACACCACUUGCAUCAUCUGGCUCGCUUUCAUCCCCAUUUUCUUCGGGACAUCGCAGUCAACGGAAAAGAUGUACAUACAAACAACCACACUGACCAUCUCAGUGAGUCUGAGCGCGUCUGUGUCUCUGGGGAUGCUCUACAUGCCAAAAGUCUAUGUGGUGCUCUUCCAUCCGGAGCAGAAUGUGACCAAACGCAGCACUCGCAGCCUGAAAGCUGUGGUCACUGCCGCCACCAUGUCUAACAAGUUCAACCCCAAGGCCAGCCUGCGGCCCAACGGAGAAGCCAAGUCUGAGCUGUGUGAAAACCUGGAAACUCAGGGACUCAGCCCUAAACAAACGUACAUCAGCUACAGCAACCACGCAAUCUAGGUAAGGGAUAAAAGGCCACUACCAAAUCCCAGAAGUGACCCCCAGAAGACAGCAUUUCAAGAUAAAUCACUCUCACGUUAUGUCACUUAUGAAAGUGAGAUAGCGGAUGGUUGGAAGACCCCCACAGACAUGUUUGCAUUAAUGAAGCUCAUGUGAAGUCACAUAGGGAGCAUCUUGGGAGGCCGAGACUGUUGAGGCGGUGAUGUUGGAAUGACGGUCUGUCACCCAGACUAUUCCAUUACAGCUUACUCUAUCUAUUCCAGAUGUCAUUGUUAAAGUGAUACACACUAAUUAAGGACAACAUGUCAGUGUCUGCUGUUUCAUUGACGCUAACACUAUGUGGUGGCUUAAAAAAAAAAAGAAGAAGAAAAAAAUAAUUAAAAAAAAAUAAUUCAAAGCUUUUUCCUCUUGUUUUCUCCUUGGUGAUGACAACAGCAAAG
Messenger RNA from Sinocyclocheilus rhinocerous, 3553 nucleotides. RefSeq names its product metabotropic glutamate receptor 4-like. The record is from RefSeq and is a predicted model, not a curated record. Gene Ontology annotation, molecular function: G protein-coupled receptor activity. Gene Ontology annotation, biological process: G protein-coupled receptor signaling pathway. NCBI's taxonomy places the organism in Eukaryota, Metazoa, Chordata, Actinopteri, Cypriniformes, Cyprinidae. Bases 363 to 3113 code for a protein of 916 amino acids. The transcript has 10 exons. Gene Ontology annotation, cellular component: membrane.